AUGGCAGUUGAAUUUGGGGACCGUAACAGCGGCUUCCGCCAUACUGAAGUAAUCAAAUUCAUUAAUAAUGAAGUCCUUAUGAAUGGAGGGGGUCCUGAAUUCUAUAUGACCUUUCGCUCUCGGUCUUGGGAUGAGAUAGAAGAUCAACUUCAUAUCAUCCUUGUCGAUCCCAAAGUGUCACGCUCCCUAAAAAGGGCUUGUACCUGGAGUGCUUUGGCUUUGAGUGUGAGAGUGGCUGCCAGGCAGCGUGAACAGCAGGCACGUAGAGUUUGGAGGCUGCAGGACCAGGUGGGAGAGCGUGAGUCAGCUUCCUGGACUCUGGUCUCUGAACUACAGAGGUUGCGAGAAGAGAGGGACCAGGCAGCUGCUCAACUCCAGUCUACACAGAUUGCCCUCCAGGAGGCAAUGGAUGAGCGGGAAGUACUUCUUGGUAGGCUGCUCCAAGCAGAGAGGUCUGCACUGGCUGUUGUGUCGGAACGUAGAAUGGAACAUCGUAGAACAUCAUUGUGGUCAUUCGAGGAAGAGGAGCUGGAAGAAGUGGAAUUUAGAAACUCUCAGAACAUGUCCCAUUUGGAGGCCCAAAUACCAACCUUAACUUGCCGGCCUGGACUUCCAACAUCUUGUGUCCAAACAGUACAUCCUUUUCUUCGAAUGACUGUGCCGCAUCCACUACCACUCAAUGCGCCAUUGUCAUUGAGAUCCCCAUAUUCAACACCCGUACCAUGUCCAGAAUUAAUGGACUCAGAAGCAACAUCAACAGCCAUGGCCACAGGUUUACCUCAGAUAGCUCCUUCAGGAAUCCACCCACCUGGCAUGUGGUUUACACUGGGGUCUCAAGAAACAAUAGCUCCUGCUUGGGACCAAAUCUGCCACAGGCAGAAUGACUGUUCUGACAUCCCCCAGGAUAUAAGUCACCUGGCAGACAGUAUAAGCCACAGUGAAGAAGAAGGUCCAGAAAAACCUCAAAGAACAUCUCUCCAUGGGGCCAGCAGCAACAAAAGACACAAGGAAAAACGUGCCAUACUCCAGAUGAUGGCUGCCACCGAGAAGAAAAAUCUAGUGAUGUACCAGAAAACAGCUGCAGUGGAAGUCAACAGUAAUCACAGCAUAAAGGAAGAAUCAGUAAUGCCCCAGGCCAUAGCUGCCCAGGGGAAAAAAACAAGCUCCACCCAGAAGAAAUGUCCAGGAAUUUCCCGGAGGGUGGCUGGCUUGAAAGAGAGCAACAGCCACAACACCAAAUGUGUUUCUAUAACUCCCCACGAGACAGAUCAUCAAGGGAACAAAAACACCCCUACCCUGAAAAAAUAUCCAGGGAUUCUCUUGAGGAAGGCUGACCUGGGAAACAUCGUUAGCUACAACCAGAAAGAGAAUGCAAAAACACUCCAGAGGGUGACCAGCCUGGGAGAAGGAACCAGAAAUUGCCAGAAAGAAGACACUUUUCAUCACAUGACACGCCUGCCUGCUGGUGGGAAUCCUAAUGAGAAGAAAAUGCCUCAAGGGACCAGCAAGAGCCAGAGCCAGAGCCAGAAGGAAGAUCCAAACAGGUUCCAAGCAAACCACCAGGGAAAAGGUAAAAGUUAUUUUAUGAACAAAUGUCCUAAAAACCAACUGGCUCCAAAGCAAAAGGUCAAGCAACCUCAAGGGAUCAAAUCUUUAGAAACCAAGCCACCUCAAGGGACCAAGUACUCUGAAUCCAAGCAACAGGAAAAACCUCUCUCACACCAUAUGUCAGUGAAUUGGAUCUGCCCAUCAUGUAAAGCUGUGAAUCGCUCAUGGUACAAGAGUUGCUAUAAAUGUGCAAAAGCAAGUGCUCAACUUGAAAGAAAACAUGUUGACCUAUAA
Messenger RNA from Apodemus sylvaticus (European woodmouse), 1842 nucleotides. RefSeq names its product TEX13 family member D (gene Tex13d). Bases 1 to 1842 code for a protein of 613 amino acids. NCBI's taxonomy places the organism in Eukaryota, Metazoa, Chordata, Mammalia, Rodentia, Muridae. The transcript has a single exon. The record is from RefSeq and is a predicted model, not a curated record.